Colletotrichum destructivum is the source of this 2908-nucleotide messenger RNA. Its product is annotated as Putative K domain-containing protein. Gene Ontology annotation, biological process: 3'-UTR-mediated mRNA stabilization. NCBI's taxonomy places the organism in Eukaryota, Fungi, Ascomycota, Sordariomycetes, Glomerellales, Glomerellaceae. Gene Ontology annotation, molecular function: mRNA 3'-UTR AU-rich region binding. The transcript has 4 exons. The record is from RefSeq and is a predicted model, not a curated record. The coding region runs from base 1023 to 2177 and encodes 384 amino acids. Gene Ontology annotation, cellular component: nucleus; cytoplasm.
AGUGAAUCGGUAGAGGUCCUAACCUGCCCUGUCGGCCUGUUUUCACAGUCUUUCCAUCCCACCCAUAGCCUCUCCACUAAGAAACAGCGGUAUUUCAAUCCUCCAGCAGCCAACUACCCCUAAAUCUUCCCCUCAUCACACUCAACUAGGUACCACCAACAGUCGGCAGCCAACCAUUUCCACUACUAUUACACACUGGGACCACCUCAAGAAGCCAGCCACCACAGGUACUUUUCUUAGUAGGUAAUGGGAAGUACCUACCUUUCUUAACCACACCACCUAGAAGCGGUACUUGGCUUUCUACAAGAGCAUCACUACCUGGUAAGUACCUUUGAGUGUUACAUCCCCCCCCCCCAGCCCAGUCCAAACAACAGACAGAAGGAGAAGAGAAAAAAAAUACUGAGGCGCACUUUCCUGUUCCUGCCCAUUCCCUCACAUUUGACCUACCGACUUUUCUCCUCCUAUUUUCACCUCCCACUCUUCUUUUCGUCCUUCACCUCUUCACCUCACUCUCCAUCUACUCCACGACCUCCCUUCUUCCGACCCCAACUCUUCACCUCUUCACCUCACCCAACUCUCCCAGAAAACCUCACUUCCGCCUCCAUCAUCCCCCUCUUUACCUCUCCCACUCCGACUUCUCUACAUCUCCUCCACCCAAACUUCUCUAACUCUCUCCCAUAACUCCUCCUCUACCCCUCCAUCUACCAACUCCGCAAUCCACCACCCACUUCAAUCCACUACAACCAGCCCGCGCACUUGCGACCGCAUCACAUCGCGACUCCAACAAGCCAACUAUUUGGGGACUCAAGCAACAUCUCAGUUCAGUCACUGAGAAUUCGUCCUGUCGCGCCAAACAGCCGGCUUUCACAUCUUUCACAAACUCCCAUCGGCUACCUUCCUAGUCCCCACACCUUCAGCAGCAAGACCCCGCGCCUUUCUGCUUAGAAAGUUCGGAAAUCCUAAGGUUCAUUGGCUCUAACUUAUCACCUUGAACCAUAUCCGUCUCGAAUCCCAGACCAGCCAUGUCUGCCCAGGAGAACAUUGCUUCCAAUGGCAACGACCUCGUUGGCUCCCUCGAUCAGCUCAAAAUCGAUGACGAGGUCAGACUUGGCCCCGACGGCGAGCCCGCGCCCCGCACCGACGAGGAGUAUGCCCAGGCACAGCUCACUUUGAGGGCCAUCGUUUCCUCCAAGGAGGCUGGCGUCAUCAUUGGCAAGGCGGGCAAGAACGUCGCCGACCUUCGCGACGAGACCGGUGUCAAGGCCGGCGUCAGCAAGGUGGUCCAGGGUGUCCAUGACCGCGUUCUCACUAUCACUGGUGGUUGCCAGUCCGUCUCUGAGGCCUACUCUAUCGUUGCCCGCGCCCUUCUUGAGGGAGCUCCCUCCCUGGGCAUGGGUGGCGUUGUCCAGAACAACGGCACUCACCCCAUCAAGCUCCUCAUCUCUCAUAACCAGAUGGGAACCAUCAUUGGCCGCCAGGGCUUGAAAAUUAAGCACAUCCAGGACGCCUCGGGUGUUCGCAUGGUUGCCCAGAAGGAGAUGCUCCCUCAGUCGACUGAGCGCAUCGUUGAGGUUCAGGGUACCCCCGAGGGCAUCAAGGGGGCCGUUUGGGAAAUCUGCAAGUGCCUCGUCGAUGAUUGGCAAAGGGGUACAGGAACUGUCCUGUACAACCCUGCCGUUCGCACGCAGCCCGGCACCACCUCGACCGCUGGCGGCUCGACCGCGACCUUCUCUUCUGGCGGUGGUCGCUCCAACGACUACUCCGCUCCGCGUGUCAUGCGCACGGGCAACGGUGCCGACUUCAGCACCAACAGCAACAGCAACAACGGUGGCGGCGGCGGUGGCGGCCGUCCUUAUGGUCGUCGUUCUGACUCGGACGCUGCUUCCCGCGGCCCUCCGACCCACGAUGAGAACGGCGAAGAGCUUCAAACGCAGAACAUUAGCAUUCCCGCUGACAUGGUUGGCUGCAUCAUCGGCCGUGCCGGCAGCAAGAUCUCGGAGAUCCGCAAGACCUCUGGCGCUCGCAUUUCCAUUGCCAAGGCUCCUCACGAUGACACUGGCGAGCGCAUGUUCACGAUCAUGGGAACUGCCAAGGCCAACGAGUCGGCUCUGUUCCUUCUCUACGAGAACCUCGAGGCGGAGAAGAUGCGCCGUCAGACUGCCACUUCGCCCGAGUAAAAAAAGUGACCAACUUUUCGCCCCUUCCACAGUUCGACAUCUAAUUUCAGACGCUGGACAUUGCAGACUUUGGCCGCAAGGCUUGAUAUCUGAGAUGAGGGGGUGUUAAUUCCACACUCCAUCUCUAGGACGGACGCGACAAAUCACUUUCUUCUUUGCUUUUUUCGAAAAUACCUGGGUCGACGGAUUACCCAGACGUGCGUGCAACAAUAUCGGUCACCAAGCUGGUCCUCAACUUUCGCUUUUUUAUCGUUGCGCACACAACGUUGCUUUUUUUUGGGAGGGUGGUCCUCCGGUCAACGUUUGGGCAGGCAAAAGAGAUCCCCGGGUCUACGGACAGGGAUUCUUGUAUUCAGCCUUCCGGAACUGAACAUACGGCACGACUUAUGAUUACUUCACGCGGAUACCUCUUUGAAGCAGAGUUGCAGCUUCGGAGCACUAUUAAUGACAUCGGCCUUCAACUCACUCCACAUCCUCCUCUCGAAAGUCACCCUACCCCUACACUCCGAACGAUCCGAAAAUACCUUUAGUGGCCUGCCUACAUAUUUCUGCUGGUCUUGGGUUAUGGAAGUCUUGCUUCCGGUAUUGGCUCUCCAAUGCCAGGUGGAUUCUAGAUAGUACGCUUAACCCAUAGCUAGGCAGACAAUCCUGUUUGAGCAAGGCCGCUCAGAAAAACAGUCGCCCCAACGCCCUUGAUGUGACUGAUGUGUAUGCUUCCUGUGAAUCUGGUC